UGGCAGAGUGCGUCCGGAGCUGCGGGCGGGGGUUCCCGCCGCUCGAAGACGUCCAUCCUCCCCUCCGCGGUGGACUCGGCUGCAAAACCCGGGGUCCUCGUCUCCCUCACUGUUUCCCACCUAGGCUGUGUCAAGGAGGACCGCCCCCUUUGUCCUUCGCUGCGCGCACGGGAUCGUUCAGGCGGGAACCCCCAGCCCCUUCGCCGACUCCUCGCUUCCCACGGCCCCCAGACCUCUCUGGACCGCAUUUCCAGCCGCUGCUCACAUGGCGGACAAGAAAUUGGUGGUCGUGUUUGGAGCCACAGGUGCCCAGGGGGGCUCAGUGGCCCGGACGCUUCUGGAAGAUGGGACAUUCAGGGUCCGAGUGGUGACCCGGGACCCUGGGCAGAGGGCAGCGAAGGAGCUGAGGCUGCAAGGUGCAGAAGUAGUGCAGGGAGACCAGGAUGAUGAGGCCAGCAUGGAGCUGGCCCUGACCGGGGCUCACGCCACCUUCAUCGUGACCAACUACUGGGAGAGCUGCAGUCAGGAGCGGGAGGUCAAGCAGGGAAAGCUGCUGGCCGACCUGGCCAAGCGCCUGGGCCUUCACUACGUGGUCUACAGUGGCCUGGAGAACAUCAAGAAGCUGACGGCGGGGAGACUGGUUGUGGGCCACUUUGAUGGCAAGGGGGAGGUGGAGGAAUAUUUCCGGAACAUCGGCGUUCCCAUGACCAGCGUGCGGCUGCCCUGCUAUUUCGAGAAUCUCCUCUCCUACUUCCUGCCCCAGAAAGCCCCAGAUGGAAAAAGCUACUUGCUGAGCUUGCCCAUGGGUGACGUGCCCAUGGACGGCAUGUCGGUGACCGACCUGGGCCCUGUGGUGCUCAGCCUGCUUAAGAUGCCAGAGGAGUACGUUGGCCAGGACAUCGGGCUCAGCACCUGCAGGCACACGGCGGAGGAGUAUGCCACCCUGCUCUCCAAGCACACAGGGAAGGCCGUGCGUGACGCCAAGACAACCGCUGAGGACUACGAAAAGCUUGGCUUCCCUGGCGCCCGGGACCUAGCCAACAUGUUCCGUUUCUACGCCCUGAAACCCGACCGCGACAUCGGACUGACCCUGAGGCUCAACCCCAAGGCUAGGACACUGGAUCAGUGGCUGGAGCAGCACAAAGUGGACUUUGCCAGGCUGUGACUCUGCCCACCUCUCCACCCUGUCUGGGGGGACGGGAGACACGGUCACAGUGAUCCUUUCUUGUGUUACGUAAAGUUUAUUUUUUAAAUAAAGGCCAUUGUUCUCACAGAUGA
This is a messenger RNA of Camelus dromedarius (Arabian camel), 1278 nucleotides long. RefSeq names its product NmrA like redox sensor 1 (gene NMRAL1). The record is from RefSeq and is a predicted model, not a curated record. Gene Ontology annotation, cellular component: nucleus. The transcript is spliced from 6 exons. Bases 266 to 1165 code for a protein of 299 amino acids. NCBI's taxonomy places the organism in Eukaryota, Metazoa, Chordata, Mammalia, Artiodactyla, Camelidae.